Molecule: messenger RNA, 744 nt
Organism: Acanthosepion pharaonis
Lineage: Eukaryota; Metazoa; Mollusca; Cephalopoda; Sepiida; Sepiidae
Source: the annotation of a GenBank genome assembly
AUGAUACUGCGUCAGUCAUUCCAGAAUCAGUUCAGGACUCUCUACAUCUGUGUGCACCCUUUUUAUAACCUCGAACCCAACCCUCUCACCAACCCUCUUCCUCUUCUCUCUCUCUCUCUACCUCCCACUACCUCUUUCUCUCUUUCUCUCUCUCUCUCUCGUUUCUCUGAUUCACUGACGCUUUCUCGCUCUCGAUUUCUACUCUUUUCUAACCAUCCUUCUCUUUCUCAUUGUCCCUCUCUUACUCUCCCGUUCUUUCUCUCUCUCUCUCUCUCUCUCGUUGUCACUCUCACUUCUUUCUUUCUCUCUCGCUUACUCCUUCUCAUUCUAUCUAUCUCAUCUUCUCUCUCGCUUUCAUUCUCGCUUACCUCUUUCUUUCUUUCUUUCUUUCUUUCUUUCUUUCUUUCUUUCAGUUUCCCUCUCUCUCAUUUGCUCUUUCUCAUUCUAUUUAUGUUCUUCGUUCUCUCUCUUUUUUCUCUCUCUCUCUUUUUAUCUAUCUAUCUAUCUAUCUAUCUAUCUAUCUAUCUAUCUAUCUAUCUAUCUAUCUAUCUAUCUAUCUAUCUAUCUCAGUCUGUUCAUAUCUAUGUAUCUAUUUUUCCGCCCUCUCUCUGUCUAAACAUUUGGUUCCCUCCGUCUCUCUCUCUCUCUCUCUCUCUUUCUCUCUUUCCUCUGUUCCUAUCUACUUUGUUACUUCCCCUUCGUCUCUUUUCUCUGAUUCUAUUUUUGAUCCGACGGAGGGGGUGA